AUGUUCAAAGUUUUGAACAGAAUUUGUAUAUUAUCCCUUAUUUUAACAUGUGGAAAAUGGAAACAUUCUGAUAAUUAUACACUCUCUGGGAAAUCAUUUGGAAAGAAAGGGUUCUUUCAUAAAUCAUUAAAUUCAAGAGUUACACGGUUGCUUUUCCAAAAAAAUAUAACAUUAGAUGAGUUUUAUGAUGAUGGAAAACAAAUAACUAUACCACAAUAUGGAGAUGAUGGAUUGGAUUGUCACAGUGAGGAACAGCAUAAUGAAUCAUUUAGACAAGAAGAUGUUGAUAAUAUAUUUAGUAAUGACACUUGGGAUAGCACUUACACUUUGGGAUCUUCGAUACAUGACACUAUAAAGACAAAUAAAACAAAGAUUCCUUCAAUACAAAAAUAUAAAGAACAAAAAAUAAAGGAAUUAAAAGGUAUGAAUAAUGGUUGUGCUAAACAUAGAUCCUUUCUACCAAGCGUUACUAAUUUUUUUCGAAAGUUAAACAUAUUUGUUGAAUUAGAAUUGUUAAAUAUGUUGGAUAAUGACAAUUAUUACAAACCCAUUACGAAUGGGAAGAAAAAUAAAAGAGGAAAAUUUAGGGAUGUUAUGCAUAUAUAUAGAAUACUUUGUCCAGUUAUAACUGGAGCAUUUACAACAUUAUUAUUAUUACAUAUUUUUCCCCAACUUGGUUUUCUUACUGGGGUUUCAACUAUUUUACUUAUAAUAUAUCUUUUAGCUAAAAUAUGGAAAUGCCUAUGCAUACUUGACUCUACCGAAGAAAAUAUGCAUUUGUAA
Molecule: messenger RNA, 783 nt
Organism: Plasmodium gonderi
Lineage: Eukaryota; Apicomplexa; Aconoidasida; Haemosporida; Plasmodiidae
Product: Plasmodium exported protein, unknown function
Exons: 2
Coding region: 1-783 (260 amino acids)
Source: RefSeq, a predicted model, not a curated record